AUGGUCUGCACAAUUAUUUUACGAGCGGAGAGUAUCAGCAGUGUCAUUAGGGGAACGGAGUUCGAAGAAAAACAACGGGUAGUCCAUAGAAUACUUGAUUCGCGAUAUUGGAUUGUCAAAAAUAACAUCGGCGCAAACAUCAUAGCUCAGCAGGAGAUAUAUAACGGUAAACAAAUAACAAAGUUUACAGACUUCACGAAUGAUGGCACGCUAAAAGUGACGGACGCCGUUAAAAACCGUAAGAUUUGGUACAAAUUAUCAGGUGUGAUGUAUACGGCAAUCGGGUGCAAACUCGGUGAUAUACUCAAGCAUUUAUUCGGUAAGGCAACAAAAGUAACUAUAGUAAAUGCUCCAAUUGAUGAAAUUAAUAAUACCGUGUUGAAAAUUAUAUCAGUACUACUCGAAAUGACAUCUAUAGUACCGAAUUUGAUUUAUCAAGAGCCAGGGGGUUUUAUGACAGUAGCGUUAUCGUUAAAUAUAUACCUGAACAGAUUAAUUCGUGUCAAAAAAGAACCAAUUAGAUUAGGGAAGUUCAAUGUAAGGCGUGCGGAUCAUGUAUAUAAACGAAUUAUCGCAGCACAGUUAAAUACAAUUGAACGUUUCACUAUUAUCAAUUGCUCCUUAGACGACUACAAUAGUGGUGGCAAUGAAGACGAAGAGAAUAUAUCGAACGAAAACAAGAGGAAAGAAAUAAUAAAUAUAUUAGGAGAAGUAGACAAUAUACUCUACUGGACUGGUUGUCCGACAAACGGAAUUUCCGAUUUAUCGUAUUCAACUCACAGUCCGCAUGCACAUUUUAAUGUCAUAAUUAUUCAAAUAAUCAAAAAAUUACGACCCAUAAUGAAUAUCGAUGAGUCGUUAGAGGACAAAAUCGUAAAAGAGUCAAACGAAAUCAGUGAUAUACUGUUGUAUAUGGAUUUUAUACUUGAUUCGAUAAUGAGAAUCGUUUACCAAUCUACUUUGAACAUUUUAAAAAUAGUUGAAGAUUACCAAAAAAUCGGGACUGAAAUGCACAAAAAAAAAUUAGAGUCUACGAUCAACAUCUGGACUAACAUAAAUGUAACAAUGAUUUACGAUGAGUUGUCUUUACUUAUAACGUCCCUGAAUUUUUCAAUGUCUGUUGUUUAUCAUAUCGAUUUACUAUCGCGAAUAGUGAGAAACAUUAUUGAUUUGAAGGACGUGUAUGAUUUGAAGUUAUUAAAAAAGCAAAUUGAAGAAAACUUAAACGCCAUUUAUGUUAAAAAAUAUCCCGCCGGUCUGAUGUUGAUGUCUAGCAUAAAUCAGUACGAAAUUAAUUUGCAUGAGUUUUUAAUUAAAAUAUUGUCUAUAGACGAAUUUAAUUAUUUCAAUCGUCUUUUGAAACUAUUGCAACCAUACCAUAAUGUAAAAUACAAUGAUAUGUUCGAAACGAAAUUAAACGAAAUGAAGUAUUCCGUCGUUUAUAGUACGAGCAGUAAGGUUGAGGGGUUCUGUAAAUCGAUCACAUUGAUGUACGUUGAUUUUUAUACUAUUCAUACAAAAAUAAAAGAAUGCCAUAAGAAUAAAAGUUGUCUACAACAAUUUAUCGGGAUAUUCUCCGGCAUUUUGGACACAUUUAUGGAUAUGUGGCGAGUAAUUAAAAAUUCUGAGAAUUAUGAAAACGAUAAUCACAAAAUAAUUAUUUCCUACGCGAUUCAGUUUUUACGAAAUAACUUAUCGAAUUAUGUCGCCGAAGAUGGAGGGGAAAAGCUUCAACGAAUAGAGUACCUUAUUACAAACCUUUUUGAUAAAUAUAUAAUUUAUAACUGUAUAAACCCGUUAACCCGAAGUGAUCUACAUCAAUCAUACAAACAAACGAAAACCUAUAGUUCCAAUCGAAAAAUUUUAGAAAUUAAAUCGGAGACUGAUUCUAAUAUUCCAGUAUUAUCUUCUACCAAUAAGAAGUCUACCAAAAAAAAAAAUUUGCGAGGUCUCUUGCAGAAACGUAACCGCAAAGAUGAAAAAUCCAAUGAAGGUGUAAGACCUGUAGUUGUAAGCCCAGAAAAACUCAUAAUUAUGUCGAUCGAUGGGUAUGUAAAAGAAAUGAGUGAGACCGCUGAAAGUUUUUUUUUUUUCUGGAAAGGGAAUAAAAUGACAAUCAUCGAAAUAUUUGAUGACAUUAACGAAAAGAACAUGUUUCAUUUGUCUUUUUUCGUUAAUUACAAAAGCAUAUUUCACAAAUGGAUUGUGUCUUCGUUGUUUUAUGAUAUUAUCGAUUUUCUUCGGUAUUUUUCGAGGGCAAAGCAUUACGAAGAGCUUGUUCACGAAUCGUUUUCGAUAUAUUUAAGAAAUUUGAGGUACAUCGAUUUUCCUGAUCACUAUUUACCCAUCAUUAAUACUAUCGCCAGUGUCGGAAACGUUUAUCAACAAGUAGAUAAUAUUUCAUUGCGUAUACUGUUGGAACAAAAUUUAAUAGAAAAUGGUGCUUUUCUUUUAUUAGAUAGUUUUAAUCCGAAAGAAAAUUCUGCAGACUAUUAUCUUAACAAGUUAGAUCACAUUUUCAAUAAAUUGUGGAAAGUCUUCAACGUAAAUCCUACAUUGGAUUGGAAAAUUGAACAGAGUUUUAAUUCAUCUUUACAAGAUAAAUUUGACAAAUAUCCAUUAUGGUUGACGAAGAAGUCCCCUGAGAUCUCAAAUAAAGUCAAACCAUGGAAAAACCAAAACAAUUUUCCUAAGAUUCCAAAAUUUUCAUCGUAAUCGUUAUGUUGGAAAACNAAUAGUUUUAAUCCGAAAGAAAAUUCUGCAGACUAUUAUCUUAACAAGUUAGAUCACAUUUUCAAUAAAUUGUGGAAAGUCUUCAACGUAAAUCCUACAUUGGAUUGGAAAAUUGAACAGAGUUUUAAUUCAUCUUUACAAGAUAAAUUUGACAAAUAUCCAUUAUGGUUGACGAAGAAGUCCCCUGAGAUCUCAAAUAAAGUUAAACCAUGGAAAAACCAAAACAAUUUUCCCAAGAUUCCAAAAUUUUUAUCGUAAUUGUUAUGUUGGAAAACUUUGAAAUAAUUUUCGUUUCAUUUAUUACAUUUCUUUUCUUAAAAAUGGAAAUAAAAUCAUAAAUACAUUGAUGUCAUUAGAAAUUAGUGUAUAAAACAUAUAUUAUUUAUAAUAAUAAAAAAACAUUUAUUUAAAAUUAAUAUUGUUAUCUUAAAUGGUUCUUAUUGUCGUUUUCCGGUCAUGCGUCGCUAUCUCUCAGUUAGCGUUUGACCGUAUAUGCUUACUUGUCACUUUGUCAUACCGUAACAUUCUAUUAGUUUAAAAGUCGCAUGGCUCUUAGAAGCACUUUACGAAUGGAUAAAUAUACGAAAUUAUAAGUAGAAUCUCC
Molecule: messenger RNA, 3337 nt
Organism: Cinara cedri
Lineage: Eukaryota; Metazoa; Arthropoda; Insecta; Hemiptera; Aphididae
Source: the annotation of a GenBank genome assembly